AUGAGUCAUUAUACAUUAGUUAUGCUAGGAGGUGGUGCUGUUGGAAAAUCAGCCAUCACAGUUCAAUUAGUUUCUGGAGUAUUUGUGCAAAUGUAUAAUCCAACAAUUGAAGACUCUUUUAAUACUACAAUUGACGUUGAUGGAGAAAUGGUUUCAUUAAAUAUUGUUGAUACUGCAGGUCAAGAAGAGUAUUCAUCAUUAAGAGAUCAGUACAUGAGGUCUGGUGAUGGAUUUGUUAUUGUUUAUUCAAUUAUUUCAACCACAUCAUUUUUAGAAGUAAGUGGAAUUCGAGAUCAAUUAUUUAGGGUAUUAGAAAAAGAACCUGAUGAACAUAUUUGUAUGGUUCUUUGUGGUAAUAAAUGUGAUAUGGAAAGUGACCGCCAAGUUAAUACUUCAGAAGUAAAACAAAUUGCUGAAGAAUGGAAAUGCCCUUUUUAUGAAACUUCCGCUAAAGAAAGGAUUAACAUCUUAGAAUCAUUCCAAGCUUUGGUUAGAGAUAUCAAAAAAUGGAAUGCUAUCCCUGGCACUGAAAGUACUUCUUCUAACUCUUCUUCUAAACCUGAAAAGAAGAAAAAAGGAUGCUUCAUUUUUUAA
Molecule: messenger RNA, 594 nt
Organism: Entamoeba histolytica HM-1:IMSS
Lineage: Eukaryota; Evosea; Mastigamoebida; Endamoebidae
Product: Ras family GTPase
Exons: 1
Coding region: 1-594 (197 amino acids)
Biological process (GO): Ras protein signal transduction
Cellular component (GO): plasma membrane
Molecular function (GO): GTPase activity; GDP binding; GTP binding
Source: RefSeq, a predicted model, not a curated record